This is a messenger RNA of Motacilla alba alba, 10162 nucleotides long. RefSeq names its product membrane bound O-acyltransferase domain containing 1 (gene MBOAT1). NCBI's taxonomy places the organism in Eukaryota, Metazoa, Chordata, Aves, Passeriformes, Motacillidae. The transcript is spliced from 15 exons. Bases 7167 to 8465 code for a protein of 432 amino acids. Gene Ontology annotation, cellular component: membrane. The record is from RefSeq and is a predicted model, not a curated record. Gene Ontology annotation, molecular function: acyltransferase activity. Gene Ontology annotation, biological process: lipid modification.
CUUUUUUUUUUUUUUCUGUCUGACUUUAGUUUUACUUCUCUGCUUUCUGAUUUAACUAGUCAGAAGAUGUGUUAGUCCCAAGCCUCUUUGCCAGACUUUUCUUAUCCAGUAUUUGGGCAGUGUAAAGUCAAAUAAAAAACUAACUUUCUAGAAACUUAACGGACUUUAGUCUGUGGAAUUCGAGGAUCCUUUAAUGGUUGUCAAUAGAGACAUUAGAAAAUGUAAUGCUGAGGAAAGAAAGGUAAUUUGUUACAGACCAAAGUGAGAUAACUGAAGGUGGAAGUUCAUUAAAGAUUUAAGCGGGGUUAGUAUCAGGUUUUUAACUGAAAAAAGCUGCUCUGGAUCUCUGGCAACAACUGUCAUGGUUGAUACGAACUAUGCUACAUUUCAAUUUCCUAAUGUCAUCAUUUUCAAUUGAAAAUUCUACAUUUCCAUUUUGAAUUGCAGCAGUAUUUGUUACAUCAGAUCCCUCCCUGCCUAACACACUCAACUGCAAAAAAAAAAAAAAACCACCAAAAAAACCCCAUGUAAAUCUUAGUUAUUUGAGAAACAAUAAGAAAAAAUGAAAUUAGAAUUCAACACACUUAUAGAGAUAUAUUACUUACAUUGCCAAAACCAACUUUAAUUUUGAUAUUUUCUGACUUCUGAGUACUUAGGUUUUAUAAAACUGUUUUCCUUAAAAUAAACCAUUAUCUUAUUAUUAUAAUGCCAUGAACGAGAAGGCAUGAUGUAAAGAACAGAGGAAGAAUCUUGCUGACCCUCAUUUGGGUCCCCAGUUAUACAAGAGCUUGUGAACAGGGCAGUUCAUAGUGCAUUUGCAGUAAAUCCAGUCUCUUGUUUCAGUCACUUGUGCAAGGUCCAGGAGUCUGUAUCCGCCUGGGACAGUCAUGGGACAGAGGUAUGAUACCUUCUUCCAAAGUUUAAUGCCGUCUCCAAAGCAUUUUUUUUCUGUUCAGGUCAGCUAUCACUAACAAUUGCAAUAAAUACACGUUCUCCUCUGCUUUGGAAACAUGUGCUGCCUUUUCCAACAUGUUCUCACUGUGUUUGGCACUGUAGUCUUGAACCUUAUGGCUGAUGUCUUGAUAUUACGAGUGUAAAUAUUUCCACAUCCCUCAUGCCUUGAAAACAAAGCCUGUCCUAUUAAGUUUUUAAUUUGGCAAGGGACAAAAGUGCAACUGGAAUCAGCUGCUUACAAUUUUCCCCCUUUUAAGUACUUUCCUUCUCAUCUGUCUUAAACAAGAUCUGGAAAAAUAAACGUUGAAGGGCUGCAUAAAGCUCCCUGAAACCUUCUCUGCGCAUUAAUCACGCCAGCACUGAUUUAGUGGUGCUCUGCAGCUAUUUUGAGAAAAUCUAAAGUAGUGAUGAAGACUCUUGGGCUCCAGCCUAGGGGUCUAGGCACUGAGCACAGAACUGGCUCUGUGUUUUCGGGGGAGCCCCUGAUGCUUAGGGAUUUGCUGUGUGUUUGCCAGCCUGGCACGGCAUUUAAUACUCUGGCUGCUCCUUGGCUCCUGUUACAGUUCACAAGGAUGGGCAGCGCUGGAGGCAGGCUUGCCAGACUGCAAAGUGCUGCUGCUAGUCCCUGGGCAGGGGAGGCUGCAGCACUGGGCUUGGCAUUACUGCAGGAAUCCAACCUUUUGUACUUGUCCAAAAUCAAGGAACAGGUAACAUUUUUAAAACGUGUCAAUGGGCCAUAUUUUACUUUGGAAUGAAAAAAAAAAUCCCUCUCUAUGUUACUUAGUAGUUACAGAUAACCUUGAGGGUACCAAACUUAAUCUCCUGGACACUUGGAUAGUCUAGUGAGAAUCAUUAAGGAGAUCUUAGAAACUCAGGCCUGCUCUUCAAAGUACAGCUUGAUGCAAACAUUUCUACAGUUAGUUCAGUAAUAGUGGUGAGAGCGUUUAUGUUAAAAUAUAGUUUGGACCAGGAGUGUGCUUUGGGAAGGAAUCCCUUGACUGUCCCCACUGGGCACGCUUCAGACACCAAAUGGCCCUGGAGCUUCUACACAGGGUUCCCGUCUGAGAACGUGAAGCCAGAGGGUGCUGCCCAGGGCCCUGCAGUGCCUCAGCUGGUGAGGGGCACACAGCCCUUGAGUCCAACUCCUCUGAACUGAGACCCUCCAGACCAUGAGUCACAUGAAUGAAGCACCUCGCCCUCAGCUGCUUUGCUCUUCAGAGCCAUUUUUGCUCCACCUCAGCCCUUGCAGAGAUGGGCAUAGUGGAAUUCUCUGACCUUCAUCUGGUGGUUCCUCCGGCGCACGGCACUGGUCAGGCUUGUUUGGUCACUCCUGAAUAGGUGGAAUCCAGCCCGUUCCGCACAGGCCUCAGCCAGGACAACGAGGCCCGCCUCUGCCAACAGAGGGAACGACCCGUGGAGAAAAACAGCGAAGGGAAACCCUUUGGGUGGUCCUUUCCCAGAGCAAGAUUGCAUCAGUCUCCCUUCUUAUGACCUUGAUCGGGAAUGUUUAUUUUCAACAGUCCUUUUUUUGCCCCGGCUUAAAGCAUUUUAAACGGCUUUUGCAAAAUCACAGGUGAGCACGUAUGUGCAACCAAAAGCCCACAUUCUGACAUAAAUGUUUUUUUUCAAAGUUUUUUGGAUGGUGUCUACUUACAGUAUGUUGCAUCCUUAAUGGAGUUGAGUGGAAAUAUUUUUUCUCUUGUGUUUUUGGCUUCCCUCAUAAUAAGAAAAUUCCAGGCUUUAAAAAACCAAUCUUAAUAGUGUGAGGAGAAAACCCUCGUAAACAUAUUUUUGAAUAAAAUAUGUUGAAUCAUUUACAAAUUUCCUAAGAAUUUGUUCUCAAUCAUUCCUCUAACUGUUAGUAAAAUACCCAAAUAGAAGACAACUUUUAAAACCAAAAUCCAAAGUAUUAACUAGACAGCUUUUCCAGCCAGGAAUAAUUUUUAUUUUUUUCUUCAACAAUGAUACUCAUUGUUCUGAAAACUUUUAAUAAAGUUAAUCAAUCAGUCUGUAGCAUGGGUGUUGCCAUGCUAUCUGGUCUGAGGCAAAACAAAUACUAAACAUCAGAACAAUUCUUCAUUUCCCUCUUUCUGGUUGCUUUGUCCUUGUAAGAUUUGGUGGUUACCUGGUGACAAACUGGCUGGAUAAUGGGACUUUUGCCUGUGCCUUCAUGUCACACCCUGCAAUGUAGUGGGUGGGAAGCUGUCUCAAAGCAUGUGAGCUGCCUACCUAGAUGACUUAAGCAAAAAAGCAAAUAAACCUGAGUGAAUCUGGCUGCUAAAUCCCAGAUAAAGACCUGGCAGCCCUAUGGAAUAGCAAGUUUUAAAUUUUUGAUCAGUGAGAGAUUAUAUUCUGUGGUCUUCAAGUUCAAUGAGUGUGUCAGGUUGGGGACAUCUGAGAUGGAAAAGGGAGGCAAGAAAAUACUCUUUUACAUAAUUUCUUUGGAUUACAUGCAGAAUACUAGAAAAACUAAAUAACAAUUUCAGGCCAAGAAACAGACUUCAAAUGCUGACUGUCACGAACUGGGUGAGUGUUUGCUGCUUCCACAGGCCCUGGUCUUGUGACAAAGCUCUAAUUGGACUUCAGCAAUUUCUUCAUUUGUGGUUUCUUGUUCAAGUGCAAUUUGGCCCUGGUAUGCAGAUAGGGCAGGAAUGGGGAAGGCAAAAUGACAAGGCAAAACCUAAAACAGUUGAGGACCCUCUGCUUUCAAUAUUUCUUGAAUAACUCCUGUGCUCAUAUAUUGGUUUUAAGUAAAAAUUUUUAUUUUUAAAGGACCAUUGAGUAGAAAAGUUUUAAUUUUUAACUCGUACAUCUGGCUUAAAUGACAUUAUAUAAUGGUAAAAGUAGGGGUUUUUUUCCUGUUACCAGUGUGAGGUAGUGUCAAAGAGAGUACAGCAGUGACUGUCUGUCUCAUGCAUCUCAUCUCAUCUUUGUAUGCACACAAAAGGCAGGUUCAAAUCCCUGACUCCUAGGGUUUGCACUAAGUAUUUAUACCCGCAAAUUCCAGCUGAUAGAUCACUAAUUUAUCUGUUUUAGAGAGAGUUUUAUAAUUACUCUGUUCAGUCACAAGUGGAGUUUAAGUAGUCUGACAUUUACACUUCUUAUGUAUCAGGGUUUCUCAGGAUACUUUGCCAACUAUGCUGUAUUGAAGGUGGAAACAAAGUGUAGACAAAUGGAGACAGUGACUGAGACAUUAAAGUUCAUUUUUAAAAAUUACAUUCAGUUUUUGAUGGCAGCAUUAGGCAUCUACAGUGAGUUGUAGGCACUUUUAGGACCCACAGCUGUCUUUGCUUCAGUGUGUAUGUUUGUGCUCAUGCUAAUUCUCUAGAGGCAAAAAAUUGUGGUCUGUAGUUGCCACAGCAACAAUAACACUGCACUCAGAAUAUGGGUGGGUUUUCCCUUCUCUGUACAAGUAUGUUGAAAGUGUAGGCAUAUUGCUGUGAGACACUGUGAAAUAUGAUAGACUCUUGGGAGAGAAAACACUUGCUUGUUUUCUGUUCAAAGAAUAUAAUUCUAAUUUUGUGUUACCUUUAUUGCCACUUCUCUGAUAGAGUGUUAUUUCCCAAUUUACAAACCUAACAUUGCAGAGAGAAAUAUGGGCUCAGCAGUUUGGAAAAAGAAAGUUUCAGAGGUAUUCUGCUGAUGCUAAUCAGUAAAUAAGAUGAGGAUUAGAACAAAGAAUGCUCAGGGCAGACUGGCAUAACUAUAUUUCUGUUCCGUUGUGGUCAGUUUUGUCAAUGAAAAGAUGAUUGCAGCUGUUCUUUGCCAUGAACCAGGAUGAAAACUGGAACUGGAUAAAAGAGAAAAAAAUACAGGGUAAGCUUAUUUUCUUAAACCUGUGAAAGCAAAGUGAAGGAAUGGAGAGGUUUGCUUUAGAAAUGUGACUUUUAAGAGGGAUCAUGGUGUAAGUGUUUGUGAGCAGCAUGAAAGAAAUCGAUCUAGGCCUUAGAGUAAUAGAAUAUGGUGAAGGAUCAUUUAGCUUCAACCCUUAUGCCAGGGAACUUCCACUAGGCCAUGUUACUUAAAGCCCCAGGUGGCCUUGAACACCUCCAGGGAUGGGGAGUUCACAACCUUUCUGGUCAAGUGAAGAAGGGACUUAUUCCUUUCUGUCUCCCAGUGUUUCUUCACAUUCAGAGAAACAUAUGAUAGGCUGCAGAUUCAACAGUAAUUAAAGUUAGGGUGUUUGUCAUGUAGUCCAGACCUGGCUGUGAAACCCUUUCAACAGGAGGCUGUGAAGGCCAAGAACUUGGCCAGAGCCAGAGUUUGGAUGUUUAUAUGACAGACAUGUGUUUCUAGGGUAAACGUAGCUUAAAAGAAAAACCUUUUGGAAGUACCUGUUCUUUUGCUGGCUCCUUUCAGGUCUUGUUACCUCUGCAGGCACUGGUUUCUGUCAGCCCUGCCUCUGGUGUUGCUGAUGCCUUUAGGAUCCCAAAUCACUGCUGACAGUCCAAAGCAUGGCUACUUCCAUUAUGGGUGGGUGGCUCUGCUAGAGUCAUCAUCCCCUCCCAGACCUUGACUCAUGCUUGAUUUAUUAUUUGAGUGUCUUCACAUGGUGAUAAUAUAGCAGGAAGCACCAGAUCUCUGUAGGGAAGAUUAGCCAACACCCAGGAGAGGUCACUUCUCUCACAUCCCACUUUCAGGCAGCCCCAGCUGCAGCUGUCCUUCUGUUUAUUAGUUUAUAUAAAAAGUAACUGGCUCCUUAUAUGAUUUGAAAUGUAUUCCCCUGUUGGGUUAUCCUCUUACUUUUCUGUUCUGAUUUUUAACUGCUGGGGGAUUUUUGUCCAUAUGGUGAGCACUUCCCCUCUGUUCAGUUCAUGCUGCAUAUCUUUAAUGCUGUAUUUGAUAGUUUCGUGAUCUGCAUAUAUUCUUUGAAUAGAUUAUGCCAGCAGGUGUCUGGUGAAGUCUGCCUUCAUCCUUUGAUAGGGUUCUGACAUCCUGAUCUGUAGUCUAUUAUCUAUCUGUUUAUCAGUCAUACAUUUUUAUGUGCACCAUUACCUCAGUUGCCUAGGAGUCUCAGUCUCUUGUUUAUUUUUUUGCCUAGAUAGCGUUAAGUUAGUGUUUAAAUGAUUGUCAGGAGAAAAUAGAUUCUGUAUCUGCCUUCUCUCUUUCCUUUUCCUGUGGCACUUCAGUUUUUGAGCAUAGUCACUAAUAAGGAUGAUGUACCUGCCCAGUUUUAGAAGACCCUAAAUGGCAAGUGUGCCUCUUUGCUGUGUCUAGGAUCAUGCUUUUGCAAUGGCUUGGAGAAAUUCUGUCUACGAGACGUUGGCCUCAUUUAUUUGCUGACAGGUCGAACUAGUGGCUCGUGGCCUGGAAAAGCCUCAGGCGGUCUUUGGGGACCCAGGUCGGUGGUCAGCUCCUAAGUCUCCUCCCCCUCGUCCCAUAUAAACUCCGUGCUGCUCAUUGCUCGGGUGCCUCCCAGCAUCAGAGAAACUGAAACACUCCCCAAAUCUGAAUCUGCACCUUAAUGCUACAGCAACAGUGGGAAGAAUACCAUGUGUGUUUUGAGAUAGUGAAGUUUGCUAAAAAUCAGACCUGAAAUGCUUUCUCAAAGUGCCUCUGAGAUAUCCAGAUGUUAGUGGUAUAAAACCUUGCGAUAGAGAGGUGGAAAUACAUUUUGUAAGCCAGCCGGGCAGAUCAUGCAAUGUCCUAGUUCUUUCAAAGCAUGGUUUUUAAGGCUUUAUGUGUAAAGCGCUUGCUUGAAAGGGAAAUUAUAAUUGUUUAUGCAACUUAAAGGAUUGUUGAAUUUCUUUUCCCUGGCUAUGUUCAAAUUCUUACAGUAUUUUGAGAAGAAUUCACUUGGAGUUUUUGGAAUUUUGUUGUUGUACUUUGUUUCUUGGAUAAUAAGUUGCCUGUCACUGCACAGUAGGAUCAUCACUGCAAUAAUUUUAAAAUGUAAGGUCAUUCUUCUCUUUUUUUCCUAACUGUUGAAGAGGAAAAAGUGAGACUUAUUCACGUUGCCUAAGAAAAGCAAGUUAAGUUUCUGCUAUUGCUGACUCAUAAGCAUGGUAAGAAUACAAAAAUACCAUGAUUAAGCAAAGAUCAAUUUUGUAGCCUGUCAACUGUUUGCACUUUUGGCUGCAUUUUGGUUUCGUAUUUACUUGAGUCCCAGUCAUGCCAGCUCUGCUGUUCGCCACGCAUUUGCCACCCUCUUUGGAAUAUACUUUGCUGUCUUCUGCUUUGGGUGGUAUUCCAUUCAUCUUUUUGUCCUGGUGAUGAUGAACUAUGGCAUUAUGAAUAUGGCGAGUAUUCCCAACAUUCACAGGUACUCCUUUGUCGUAGCUAUGGGAUACCUCACUUUGUGCCACAUCAGCCGAAUAUACAUAUUUCAUUAUGGUAUUCUCACUACAGAUUUUUCCGGAGGAUUAUGCUGUCCGCUGAUGAUAAUUACACAGAAGAUCACAACACUUGCAUGCCAGCUACAUGAUGGAAUAGGGCGACAAGCUGAGGAACUCACUGCUGAGCAAAAUCGGCUUGCUGUAAAGUCAAGACCUUCUUUACUGGAGUAUUUAAGUUAUCUCCUCAAUUUUAUGAGCAUCAUUGCAGGGCCUUGCAGCAAUUACAAGGACUAUAUUGCCUUCAUUGAAGGGAGGCAUGUGCACAUGAAACUGUUAGAAGUGAACUGGAAGCAGAAGGGUUAUGACAGACUUCCUGAUCCUUCUCCAACUGGAGCAGUGAUGUACAAGCUGUGUAUCACACUAGUAUCUCUCAUUUUAUUCUUGACACUUACCAAGAACUUUCCUAUGGCAUAUAUUAUUGAUAACGAAUUUCUUGAUAAAACUCCCUUCUUGUCAAGACUUGGUUACCUGUAUGUUGUAACACAGGCAGCAAAACCAAAGUAUUAUUUUGCAUGGACGUUGGUGUUGGCUGCAACUAGUGAUCCGGAGACAGUAAUGAAUUCUCCCUUCUGUUUUCUUAGUACUCCAACAGAUGCAGUCAACAAUGCAGCUGGUUAUGGAUUCAGUGGAGUUGAUGAGAGAGGCACUUUCCGCUGGGACCUGUUGUCCAAUUUGAAUAUCUGGAACAUUGAGACUGCAACAAGUUUUAAAAUGUACAUUGAAAACUGGAACAUUCAGACAGCUGCCUGGCUGAAACGUGUCUGCUAUGACAGAGCUCCCUGGUACCCUACAGCUUUAACAUUUAUCCUGUCGGCCCUGUGGCAUGGUAUCUAUCCUGGAUAUUAUUUUACGUUUCUCACUGGAAUCCUUAUCACACUCGCAGCCAGAGCAAUAAGAAACAACUGCAGACAUUACUUUCUCUCGUCAGUGCCUCUUAAGAUAGCCUACGACGUAGUUACCUGGGCAGUCACUCAGCUGGCUGUGUGCUACACUGUCGCACCAUUCGUCAUGCUGGCUGUGGAGCCCACCAUAAAGUUUUACAAGUCUGUGUAUUUUCACAUGCACAUUCUAAGCAUCCUGGUGUUGGUCCUGUUACCAAUCAGACCUCAAACCCACUCUGUAAGAAGGGCUCAGAAUCAGGCCAUGCUGAACUCUAUUAAAAGCAAAAACAAGUGAUGCCUCCAAAGAAAACUGCCAGCAUUGGGAAAUCAAACUGUUGUAUUGUAAACAAAAAAAUAAGAAGAAAAACGGGUUGCAGGAGGAUCGAAGUACAAGACAACUGGCAUUUCUCUUGGCUAUCUUAAAAUCUUACUGGAGAGGGCAGAGAAGAGCCUGAAUAACUAUAAUUCAAAUUGUUCCAGUUAAUGGAGAUUUUACAGGCAACGUUUACAGGCUCAUGGGGCAUUUCAUUUUUAUAAUAAAUAUUUUUAUGAAGUGUUUUUAUAUAUUUAAACUUUUUCACAGAGAGGCAUUUUUUCUCUUUUACAGAAAUACGCAACUAUUAAUCAACAAAUAAUCUUGUGAUUAGAGAGAGGGACAGAAAGCAGCUAGUAAAAGUUAGACCAGCUGCCUGAUAGCCUGGUGCUGUGGGCAGCUGUCAGGGGAAACUUUUCAUCUCUUGGUUGUGGAGAGAGAUGGUGCAAGUAGAAGACUUACAGGCAAGGGGUUGCUCAAGGUGCUGGCACUGACUUGUGCCCCAGCAGGGGAAAGGGGGAGUGGGGCUUUCCCCGGCAAACCCCGGAGCAGGGACUGCAGCCUGAGCUGGGCAGCAAAGGUACUUCACAUCCUUCAAUGUGACACCUGCUGGUGAUGAGGGCAAGACAAGUCCCUUGGGAUUCGGUGUCUGGGAGCAGUGAUAACCGGCUAAGCCAAAAUUUAAAGCCAAGUAAAAAAAAAAAAAAACCAAAAGGCAGAAGGGGGAACUCAAAUCUAGAGUAAAAGAAAGGACAUACAGCCUGUGGUCUGUAGAGUUGUGCUUCUCUAAUGACACAGCUGGUGCUCAUUGCUACAUCAGCCUUACUUUGUAGUCUUAGUGAUGCAGCACUUCCUUUUUGGUUCAAAGUGAGUGAGGAGCCAUACAGGGUUAGUGUUUUAAAACCUGGAGUUAUGGGUUAAAUCUGAAAAAGCUUUUUAGUGGAUCUGACUGUUCUACUCAAAAACAUCCCAUCUUAAGGAGGGGUUACAUUCCAGCAGAUAACACUAAUAGAAAACCUGAACAGUAAUUAUCAUUGUCAUAAUAAAUCACUCUACAAAAUAUUGUGAUCACCACAAGAAUCGAGACUAAGUCCUUGUGUGAUCUUACAUCUGACUUAAAUGUUGAUGCAAGUUUCCCUGCUUGUAAAGUCCUUGACUUACAGGGAUGUUUUGAGGCUUGAUUCCUAAGCGCUUCUUGUGCAUCGAGAUAACCUGCUGCAAAAUGCCGUGUCAGGGUUUUUUUAAAUUUUUUUUCUUAAAUCCACUUAACCCAGUAAAAUAGACUGGUACCACACAUCAAAACCAAUUGAAGCAUUUUAAAAUAUUUUCCAGCAAUGUUUUUAUCAGGACUUUGUAGAAGCAGUUCCCUUGUUAAAAUAUUGGUAUUACAUUAUCGACAUUUAGCUAAUGUGUGAUUGAGGAAAGAAUCUGCUGUUUACUGCAUUCUGACUUUUGUGUCAGAUUAAAGUUUUGUAGAAUCCUCAUGUUUUGAGAAGAAACAAAUCAGUGAAACCAACAAAGUUCCAAAAAAAGUGAUUUUUUUUUUCAUUGAUGGGAAUUUUUUGUCCAGUGACCACAUUAUGAUUUAGAGCAUAGUUCAUGGAAGAGUUUAUUUGCUAAUUUAUUUUAAAGGGCAAGAUGGGAUUAAAAGAUUGAUCUGAAUAAACAAUUUGUUUUGU